Molecule: messenger RNA, 1553 nt
Organism: Cyprinodon tularosa
Lineage: Eukaryota; Metazoa; Chordata; Actinopteri; Cyprinodontiformes; Cyprinodontidae
Gene: cxcl14
Product: chemokine (C-X-C motif) ligand 14
Exons: 4
Coding region: 330-629 (99 amino acids)
Biological process (GO): antimicrobial humoral immune response mediated by antimicrobial peptide; cell chemotaxis
Cellular component (GO): extracellular region
Molecular function (GO): chemokine activity
Source: RefSeq, a predicted model, not a curated record
CCACAAGUGUUUGAUUCGCUGCCUGGCCGUGCAUAUUAAUGAGCAGAGGCAGCGUGGAGCUUUUAAAGACUGGAUCAGCCUUCCAGACUGAGCGACAGGAGAGUUGGAGACGCAUCCAAGCGCGCAAGACGCACAGACGGAGUUCAAAGUAACCCCAAACAGACAGAAAACCUUCCCUCAGAACUCUCUAUCAGUUCGCCGGUUCUCCAUCCACUGCUAGUGGACUUCAUCUGUAGCCACUGGUACUUUUUUUCAGUGCGCAUUUUUUCCCCACACCGCUAAGGAAUCCAGUUUGUGGAACUUUUCUUUAAAAACAUCAGUCCUAAGUCAUGCAUCGGUGCAAAGUGCUACUACUCCUGUUAGUGGUCACCAUAUGCUUCCUGAGCGCAGAAGCCUAUAAGUGCAGAUGCACCAGAAAAGGACCAAAGAUCAGAUAUAAGGAUGUGCAGAAGCUGGAGAUCAAACCCAAACAUCCCUUCUGCCAAGAGAAGAUGAUAUUUGUAACGAUGGAGAACGUGUCUCGGUUUAAGGGCCAGGAGUAUUGUCUUCACCCGAACCUCCAGAGCACCAAGAACCUGGUUAAAUGGUUCCGCAUCUGGAAGGACAAGCACAGGGUUUAUGAGGCCUAAAUCCUUGGCUUUCCAGAACACAAGGAUCAAAUUAGAGGAAAACCAGAAAAUGACACCACCAACUGUCCUGUGAAGAAAUGAUCUACAGUGAAGCUGUUCUUCUUCCUGAGACUUGCUGAGAACAUUAAAAUGUAUCUGUAGUCUGUAUAUAGUCUGAUGGGCCUGUUUUAGUCCUCGCCAAGCUAGUUACUUUACUUCCAUUUCCAGCCUGCACAGCAGUGUGUGUAUCUGCCAGGUGUUAUUUAGGGAAACAUCUCAAUUUCUUUACCUCUUAGGAUUCUACCCACGCAAGACUCACAGAUUCUGAAGAAACACAGACCUUUUGUGAAAGCACAGAACUGUACAUGUAGACUGGCGAGGUAUGUUUCUCCACUGCCAACCUCCAUGACAUGAUGUGUCUUUUAAGCAUCCUGUUUUUAAAAAAAGGAAGAUGAAACACUAUAGUAAAAUACACCUUAUAAUUCAGUUUUUUUUUAGAACAGAGUAGUUACAUUUGAUACUGACAUUAUGGAGGUGUGUGUUUGUGUGCAUUAGACAAGCAGAAAUAUUUCCGGCAACUUGUUUGGAAAAUAUUCUCUGCUUUAAUGUCAGGGUCAAAGAUAGAAUCAGCACAAGAUAAAAACAAAUAAUAUUAGUGCAAUUCUACAUACGUAGGGGCAUGUUUGUAGGUGUGAAAUAUUCGUUCUAAAAUGUAGAAAGAAAGCAAUCUUUGUUCUUUCAAUUUGAUUUUAGUUACACAUUUCUCUAAUGGUGCAUUAUUUCAUACAAAAAGUUCUGAUUACUACUUGGUUAAAAUUUUUGUCAGUUCAUUAGUUGUGUUGGUUCUAUUACUUUAACAAAAGAUGUGCACUUUUUUCAAUCUGCAUCCUCCUCUUGUUUAUUAUUUUAUAUUGUUGAAAGAAGUAAAAUAAAUUUAAGAAAAGA